AUGGGAUCCAUUUUCUUUUCGUGGAAAAAACAGGAACACGAAUCAAACAAAGAAGAUGAACAUCACAAGUCGGCGGACGCUGAUUUGGCUGAUAAAGCGGCAAAUACUGCGGCAACUACAGACCAGAAUCCUUCUAAAUCAGCACUCAAUCCACAAACUUUAGACACAUCAAAACCAUCGAUGGAUCUUCAUGAUAUCGAAAUUUAUCAACAUCCAAUAAUAUUUCCUCCACAUAUGCCUCCUCCGAUAGUUCAUGAUGGUCCAAUGCGAGUACGAAUUAAUAUGGAUACUUAUAUUCGUACCAAACCUAUUGAUGAAGAAUCAUGUUUUGACUGGUGGACUUACAAUGGUGGAUCACCUGGGCCAAUCAUUCGAAUACGUCUUGGUGAUGUCUUAGAAGUUCAUUUUACCAACAACGAUCAAAGUGGUAUGCAACAUAAUAUUGAUUUCCAUGCUGUUGAAGGUCCAGGUGGUGGAUCUUCAUUAUUGACUGUCAACCAAGGACAAGAGAAGAUUGCUAUAUUCAAGCCAUUACGUGCUGGUCUGUUUCUGUAUCAUUGUGCCAUGGCACCUGCUCCUGUACACUUGGCUCAGGGAAUGUACGGAUGUGUGUUAGUAGAGCCCGAGGGUGGGUUACAGCCCCCAGCACAGAAAGAAUACUGUAUUGUUCAAGCUGAACUAUACACGAGUGAGAGAAUAGAUGAAAAAGAACCGGUUGUGUACAUAGGUCCUGAUGAUGAAGUAAAUAGGGAGAAGAUAGAAAAUGAACUGAAAGGACUGAGUCGAUUAGACAUGGAUAUCGAAGCAGGAAUGCUUGAGAAAGCUACCUAUGUACUGUUUAAUGGUAGAAAAGGAGCAGAAGGUUAUAAUUUUCCUGAACAUACCGAUGAGAGUAUUGGUCUAUUAGCGGAUAAUUUGCUAGCCGAACCAGGCGAUAAUAUUCGUAUCUUUUUUGUGAAUGCUGGGCCGAACUUAGUCUCUUCUUUUCAUCUUAUCGGUGGAUGUUGGGAUAGGGUGUGGCGAGAAGCGGAUCUCAUCUCAGCACCAGCACAAGCUAUACAGACGACACUAGUACCUGCUGGUGGUUGUGUCGUGGUGGAUUUCCAGCCUCAUGUACCAGGAACAUAUACUAUGGUUGAUCAUUCACUCUUUAGAAUUGAAAAAGGCGCAGUCAAAUUCAUCCAUGUAAAAGGUGAUCCACUAAGUAGACCUGAUCUGUAUGCAAGCGGUAGCGGACAUGGCCUCGAAAACUGUGAAGCAUGCAAGUUGCAUCCCAAGUGA
Molecule: messenger RNA, 1281 nt
Organism: Rotaria sp. Silwood1
Lineage: Eukaryota; Metazoa; Rotifera; Eurotatoria; Philodinida; Philodinidae
Source: the annotation of a GenBank genome assembly